GGGGCAGGGGCAGGGGCAGGUGGGGUUCGCUCUCAUGGCCGCGUCGCACCGGAUGGUGCUGGGGCCGCUGGUGGGCUCCAUCGAUCAAGGCACCAGCUCCACUCGCUUCCUGGUUUUUAAUGCAAAAACAGCAGAACUCUUGAGUCACCAUCAAGUUGAGAUCCAGCAGAAAUUCCCUAAAGAAGGAUGGGUGGAACAAGAUCCAAAGGAAAUAUUAAAGUCUGUCCAUGAAUGUGUGGAGAAGACAUGUGAGAAGCUGCAACAACUGAACAUAGACAUCACUAAUAUAAAAGCCAUUGGAGUCAGCAAUCAGAGAGAAACAACAGUGGUUUGGGACAAGACAACUGGAGAACCUCUGUAUAAUGCUAUUGUGUGGCUUGACCUGAGAACCCAGUCAACAGUUGAACAGCUUCUUAAAAGAAUUCCAGGACAAAACAAAGCCUUUUUUAAGUUUAGGACUGGUCUUCCACUUAGCACUUACUUUAGUGCAGUGAAAAUUCGUUGGCUUUUGGAUAAUGUGGAAGGGGUUAAGCAAGCAGUUGCUGAUGGAAGAGCUAUGUUUGGGACUAUUGAUUCAUGGCUUAUAUGGAGUUUGACAGGUGGAAAGAAUGGAGGCGUUCACUGUACAGAUGUAACUAAUGCCAGUAGAACAAUGCUGUUCAACAUUCAUUCCUUGGAAUGGGACCCUGAGCUCUGCCAGUUUUUUGAUAUUCCUAUGGAAGUACUUCCAAAAGUACGAAGCUCCUCUGAGAUUUAUGGCCUGAUGAAAAUCUGUCCUAGUCUGAAAUCUGGAGCUUUGACAGGUGUACCAAUUUCUGGGUGCUUGGGAGACCAGUCUGCUGCUCUUGUUGGGCAAAUGUGUUUUCAAGACGGGCAGGCAAAAAAUACGUAUGGAACAGGAUGUUUCUUGCUGUGCAAUACAGGUCAAAAGUCUGUGUUUUCUGAGCAUGGUCUUCUAACCACUAUAGCUUACAAACUGGGCAGAGACAAACCUGUUUGUUAUGCACUAGAGGGAUCUGUUGCAAUAGCUGGUGCUGUUGUUCGUUGGCUGAGGGACAAUCUAGGUAUCAUUAAGACUACACAGGAAGUUGAAAAAUUGGCUGCGGAAGUGGGGACUUCUUAUGGCUGCUACUUUGUGCCAGCAUUUUCAGGACUGUAUGCACCAUACUGGGAACCCAGUGCAAGGGGUAUUAUCUGUGGCCUUACUCAGUUUACAAAUAAAAACCACAUCGCCUUUGCUGCACUAGAAGCGGUCUGCUUUCAAACCCGAGAGAUUUUAGAUGCCAUAAACAAGGACUGUGGAAUACCACUAAAUCAGUUACAAGUAGAUGGAGGAAUGACCAAUAACAAAGUCCUCAUGCAACUCCAGUCAGACAUUCUUUGUAUUCCAGUUGUAAAGCCAUCAAUGCCUGAAACAACAGCUCUAGGAGCUGCUAUGGCUGCAGGAGCUGCAGAAGGAGUUGGAAUUUGGAGUCUGAAUCCAGGAGAUUUGACAGCAGUGACAUGUGAACGAUUUGAGCCACAAAUCAACCCGGAGGAGAGUGAAUUUCGCUAUGCCAGAUGGAAGAAAGCUGUGGUGAAAUCUAUGGGCUGGGAGACAUCUCAAGCUCCUUCAAACGGUGACACUAGUAUCUUCUGUAGUCUGCCUUUGGGUUUUUUUAUUAUGAGUAGCAUAAUAAUGUUAAUCGGAGCGAAGUACGUCUCAGUCAUCAGUAUAGUAGGUUUGAGGAUUGAAUCUGCUGAGGAUUGAAUUCAUCCUUCAUGUGCUGAAACAGCAGUACUGGUAAAUGAGACUACUUAAUGGACUUUCUGGAUCCAGCAGACUUUGUUUGUUUUCUUUUGUUUUAUUGUCUGAAAAGAUUCCACCACAAAUGUGAUUAUACUACUUGUUUGUCUAAAUCCAUUCACAAAUCCAUCUGUUGCCAGUCCCUGAGUAACUUCGCAGCGGUACGCUGAAACUUAAGUCUUCAGCCCUUCGUUACUCUGCUCCCUUCCCCAUCAACUCCCAAAUGCACUGGAGGCCUUUCCAUGGACUAUCUCACAUUAUCCUCUAAAAUUUCACAAGCCCUAGCUCUGUUUGGGAAAGUUGUUACAAAAAGCCCUGCAGUUUCCGAGGUAAUGUCAGAUAUUUAGCUAUCCUUUUUUAGGGCUCUUUACACAACACUGCAGAAUGUUAAUGAUGCACUGUAGAACUUCAGUCUUACAAUUCUUGCAGCUGCUGUGAAUUACCUUUCAUUGGUAUAUGGUUGCCAAAGAUGUUUGAUGGUAGUGGGCACUGGUCUGAAACAUGUUAAAUUGUACAAACCUUUUAAACACUAGCUCAAAAUGUGUUAUUAGUAGCACAUAUCAACAUGGGUUUGACAAUGAAGAGGUUGCUGCUAUGGUCCACAGAGUACUGUUGCAAUGGUCAAUCACAAAGUUUAAAAGUUUUGUUAGGCUUCUGGAUGAUGUAGCCAGUUUGCCCAUUGUAAGUAUUUAAGACACUAUGUUCUCUAACUGUACCUUUAAAGAGAUGGGAGUAAACAUGUUUUGGUUCAGGCCAUGUUUCAUGUUCUUGUGCUUUUGUGCUAGCUGGGAAAGACAAAUUUGAUACAGCAUGCUAUUUACAGGGCAAAUUCUUGCUCCUCAGCAACUAAUAACUGUUAAAACUACUCUGUACAAUGCACUUUUAUUGACUAGUACUGCAUAUAUUCUUUCGUCCUGCUUAAUGAUAUUUUAGUGACUAUUUGUUAAACUUUGAAAGUUAAAGCUAGCUUAGUUUUUCUUAAAGAAAGUUUACUCCAAAUUAAAUAUAAGUCCUUUAGUUAUUGAUCUCGUUUAGUAUAUCUCAGGGACCAAAAUCUCCCUAGAAGUUUCCAUGCCCAUAGUUUUAAAAGCAAGUUAUGCUGGGAUGUACAAAAUACGCUGAGACAACCCAAAACACUGGCUUGGAAGAAUAAGCACUUGGCACCUGAAAUAAGCCACUGAAAUUCAAUAUGUGUGACAGCUGAGUUGUGCCUACUUCAAAACUUUUUAUCCUUUACAGGUAAAGGAGUGAGGCUAAUAACCUUGCCUUCAGCUUUCCUGUUUGUACCAACAGUAUGACAAAUGCCAGACUUAUUGGUUAGGUCAGAAAAAAUGUGUUCCGAUAUAGUGUCAUUACAUCAGUAUAGGAAGAUGGUGAGGUUAGAUGUGGGAUCAACAUGGAGAAUUUCAAAGAUGUGUUGAAAUGCACUAGGAGUUAAAGGGAGCGGGUUUUUGUGUGUGUUUGUUCUUAAAGAUUUUCGUCUUUAAAAAGUAGUCUUUAAGAAAGUUUGUUGUUAUUUGUUAAAGUAUGAUUAGAGACUUAGUUUUUAAAAAGAUGUUAAAUAUGUGUGUGUCUGAAGCAGUGGACUGCAAAGAAGUUCAAAUCUGUACAAUAUAUUUAAUAUCAAAUGCAUAUUAAUUGCCUUCUUAUUAUUAAGUGCAAUGACCUUUGACAAUGUGACUUUUAGUUAAGAAGUUAGAGAAGAACAUUUUUCGUCCUGUGAUUGCAUGUCUAAAUUCAAGAGAGGGACUUUUUGUGUAGAGAUGAAAACAUACCAACAUCAUUCAAAUCCCAUAUCUCUUAUAAAUGCUUAAAUGUGAGGUGUGACAACUAACGUUUCUGGGUUUUCCAGUUUGUAUUGGAGAGAUGAAGAGUGAAAAUGGAUAUGAACACAUAGAAAAAUCUUUAUGCUCCUGAGCUUUACUCAGAGCUGUUGCUGAUCCUACCUUACCCCAAGGAACAGGACUAACAGCAGCCUUUGGAGCACAGUGGGCAAGGGCAGCACACACCUCAAAUACUGGACUUCAGAGUAUAUCUGCUUGCCAAAAACACUGAAGUACUGAGCCUGGGAAUGAUUAAUGUUGAAGUGUUAUGUAUGUGGAGCGGGAAGGGUAGCACAUAAUACAUAGGACGAGGAUUUUUUGCUGCUUUUCUCACUUAACUUCUACUGGGAAACACAAGUCCUAUUAUUUUUUCACUGAGUUAAAAUAAUUAUUUUAUUUUCAAUUGCUGUUGCAAAUGUUUUUUAAGAAUUUCACACCACUGUUAACUUUCUACCAACAUAGUUGAAAUAUAUUGUAAACUGUAUGUUGGGGGAGACAAACUGUUGAAAGUUGGCUUUUUGUGAAGCUCUGACUUAUUUUUUUUCUAUAAAUUUUCAGAUUUAUAAAUUCUUACUUGAGAAAUGCAUUAACUUGGUAUUAAAAUACCUUAAAUAAAUUUAUGUAAGCUGUCAGUUUAUUCUUGCA
Cuculus canorus (common cuckoo) is the source of this 4254-nucleotide messenger RNA. RefSeq names its product glycerol kinase (gene GK). The record is from RefSeq and is a predicted model, not a curated record. Lineage: Eukaryota; Metazoa; Chordata; Aves; Cuculiformes; Cuculidae. Gene Ontology annotation, cellular component: mitochondrion. The transcript is spliced from 22 exons. Gene Ontology annotation, biological process: glycerol-3-phosphate biosynthetic process; triglyceride metabolic process; glycerol metabolic process. Bases 35 to 1750 code for a protein of 571 amino acids. Gene Ontology annotation, molecular function: glycerol kinase activity.